Messenger RNA from Aspergillus aculeatinus CBS 121060, 1031 nucleotides. RefSeq names its product mitochondrial 54S ribosomal protein uL13m. The record is from RefSeq and is a predicted model, not a curated record. NCBI's taxonomy places the organism in Eukaryota, Fungi, Ascomycota, Eurotiomycetes, Eurotiales, Aspergillaceae. Gene Ontology annotation, biological process: translation; negative regulation of translation. The coding region runs from base 77 to 601 and encodes 174 amino acids. The transcript is spliced from 3 exons. Gene Ontology annotation, molecular function: mRNA binding; structural constituent of ribosome. Gene Ontology annotation, cellular component: mitochondrial large ribosomal subunit; ribosome.
CUGCAGAGAUAGUGAGUUGCGAGUGUUGAGAUAUUCAGCGUCAUUGGUUCUUCGUUUCUAUAUCGACAUAUUCAAGAUGUCGCAGACUAUUGGAAAGACCCGUCUCGCCUACUCGCGCGCAUGGCACCACGUCGACGUGGGCAGUGACGGCCGCACCCUCGGCCGGCUGGCCUCCUCCAUCGCCCUUGUCCUCAUGGGCAAGAACAAGCCCAUCUACGACCCCUCCACCGACUGCGGCGACUACGUCGUCGCCGUCGGCUGCCACGACCUCCGCACCACCGGCAAGAAGCGCCAGCAGAAGAAGUACUACACCCACACCACCCGGCCCGGUAGCCUCAAGAGCAUGACCAUGGACAUGAUGUUCGAGAAAUGGGGCGGCGGCGAGGUCCUGCGCCGCGCCGUCCGCGGCAUGCUGCCCAAGAACCGGCUGCGGGAUAAGCGGUUGGCGCGGUUGAAGACUUUCGAAGGUCUCAAGCACCCCUACGAGCAGAAUAUCAUCAAGAUCGGUGGGACGGGUGUUCAGGCUCAGGAGUCGGUCAUCGGAAAGCUUCCCGAGGUGCAGCAGGCGUUCCAGGCGGCUAAGGUGGAGGCGUCGGCAUGAGAAGAGUCGAAACUAUCUGUCACGUUGCCAGGUGAUUGAGAUGGGUCGACCAUCGUGCUACUGCAUAAGGGCCUUGGCUGUUUCCUCCCCCUUGUUCUCCGCGGAUACCAAAAACCGACUUGUGUAUUCUGUUUUCCUGUACUUUUAUAUCCCGUACCAUAUCUUGUUUCCCUUGUUGUCACGAAUACUUGCUAGCGCAUGGGUGGGAGUUCUCAAUGUUUCAUUUCUUCUCUCUUUCGGUCCGAAUCUAUACAUUCAUCUGAUUUGAUGUGUCUUGGAGGCGCCGGGCCUGAGGUCUUUUUUAACUCUCUGCUGUCGAUCUACAACACCGACUUACUCGAAGAUGUGUCGUUGAUUUUGCACCCGUACCAGUUUACUGGAAGGCUUGUGCUGUAUCAUAACCGAUCAAUCCAGUGAAAUGCUAUACUAC